GAUUCCGCCGUCUCGACGACAUGACGUUCGCAGAAACGUGUCCACGCUUGCCUAACUCUUCAAAAUGGACCGUCUUCUUGCUGUAUUUUGUCUCUCGGGUCUCCUGGACUUUUCCAGCUGAAGGUCUGUCUCGUGUGAUUGGUUCCCCUAAGCCAAUCACAGCCGCCCCGGGUGAUGACGUAAUCCUGCCGUGUCACCUGGAACCUCGGGUCAACGCGCAGUGGAUCACGCUGGAAUGGACGAGAACUGACAUGAAGCCCGGCUAUGUGUACUUUCGUCGAGGCGGGGUAGAGCUCAGGGACACGAAGAUCUCAUCGUACGCAGACAGGGCGGCGCUGUUCGCAGACGAGCUGAAGCGUGGCAACAUGUCGCUGAGCAUCAGGAACGUAACGUUGGCAGAUAAAGGAACGUACCGAUGUUUCGUCCCCAGUUUAAAGAGCCAUGUCGUCGUACAGCUUGUUGUUAUUGAGAAACAAACGUGGACGACGGCAGCGCCGCUGACAACCAGAGAUCUCCAGACUCCAGAUCCUGGAGUUGUGACGGAUGCCAACGACGUUCGAAGGCGUCCCAUCAUCUGGAUCCUGCCUGCGGUCAGCAUCGCAUUGCUACUGGUAACGGCGGCCACCGUAUUUAUCGUCAAACGUAAGCGGCGGCGACAUGAGGACGUGGGGAACAAGCAAACGGACGACGCUGCGUCGGGUCUCAUUGUAGCCGAGACGCAAAGCAAACCGUUUGCUGCGUAGACGACGUGGGCCAGGAAACAUCGGUGGCCGUUGUUGGGACGAAAACCAGAGCAGAGGGGGCGUGGCUUCCCUGUGGUGGAUAACUGUGAAAAUCGUGUACCAUGGAAAUGGAUCAUCAAUCACAUUCUUCAAAGGAAGACAUAACAGACUUCGGGAAUAAAGGAAGCAAGGAAGGAAAGGAAAGGAAGGAAAGCAACUUUAUUGUCAUUAUAUUGGUAUUGUACAACGAGAUGUCGAGGUCAGAUGGAGGGUUGAUCAGAGCCGCCACAAGGGACCAACCUGACCGAAUGUAACUAACAUUCUAACAUGUUUUGAUGGUGGGAGGAAACUGGAGAGCCCAGGGGAAACCCACGCAGACAUAGGGAGAAUAUGCAAACUCCACACAGAAAGGUCCCAGACCAGGAAUUGAACCCAGCACCUUAUUGCUGUGAGGCAACAGUGCUAACCACCACCACUUCUAACCACUGCGCCACCAUGCCGCCAUAAAUUGUGUCGUACAGUAUUUAAUCACCGACGUUUGUUACCUCAACUCUAACGCAAAAGAGUUACGUUAACUGAACCAAAGUUACGUGAGACUAAAAUUAAGUUUUAGUGUUUUGUGAAGAUUUCGACUGUAAACAAAAGGUGGAUGACAACCUCACAUGACAACCUCGCCCCCUGGUGGCUGGAUGCACUGUAGGUCAUAAGCUCUGCCCCCUCAUUGUUAGCAGAUGGGACACGAAAAAACAAAUAUUGCACGAAUCUGAAAUUAUUUCACAUUUGAAAGUUUUUUUUUGUUUGUUUGUUUUCAGAAACGAGAAGAAAACUUUUGGGUGAAAAUUUCUACUUGUGAUUUUUCGCCAUAAAGUUUUCAAAUCUCAGUUUGUCAGAUUUUUCUUUUUUUUUUUAUAAAAUGCGAUGCCCUCAACUUAAUUUGUUUUCGCAGAGAAACAAACAAACUGGACAAACUUUACAACUAGAAAAAAAAGAAAAAAAUUGAUUUUGAAAACUUUGAUUUUUUUAAAAUUUAAGCCAUUUGAAAGUUUGAAGAGACAAAAACUUAAAUUAAGUUUAUGUUUCAAAGAAAAACAAACCUUUUAAUAAAAAUUUUAUUUCCCUUUUUAUUUUAAAGAAAAAAAAACGAAAAGUCUGAACUUGAAAAAGUAUUUCCAGUGUUUGUUUGUUUUUUAAACGCAGGUUAUCUUACAUUUAAAGGAUUGCAGGACGUGACUUGUGACGUGAAUUGAUUGUUCCAGACCGAUUGUCCGAUUUUGUUAUUUGUGGUGAUUUUUCUGAAGUUAACAUGUCGGGUUUACACAUGUUUUAUAUCCUCAAACCUCAACACUGAUUGUUUCACAUUCUAUAAGCUUAACACUAACAGGAAUGUAUUUUUAUACGUCAAUAAUUCCAUAUAGAGACGUAGACGUCACUGUUUAUACGACAUUUAGUCUUUAUUUAUUCUAUUUAUUUAAUUUUUUUUACCUCAGUGAACUGUCGUUUUUUAUAUUCUGUUUCUGUUGACGGAAACGGUGAAGGCACUACAUGAAGUUACGGAAGUGUUUCUGUGACGUGGUUAAAUAAAGCUUGUUUUGAAUCA
This is a messenger RNA of Solea solea (common sole), 2319 nucleotides long. Its product is annotated as myelin-oligodendrocyte glycoprotein-like. The transcript has 3 exons. Lineage: Eukaryota; Metazoa; Chordata; Actinopteri; Pleuronectiformes; Soleidae. Bases 21 to 743 code for a protein of 240 amino acids. The record is from RefSeq and is a predicted model, not a curated record.